Molecule: messenger RNA, 1257 nt
Organism: Durio zibethinus
Lineage: Eukaryota; Viridiplantae; Streptophyta; Magnoliopsida; Malvales; Malvaceae
Source: RefSeq, a predicted model, not a curated record
UACACUCGCAUGAAGUUCUAGAUUCGACCAAGAAAACCUUGGCGUCUAGUUUUUCCUGGGCCCAUAAUUGGACGGUGAAGUGCGUUAUACACAGAUUACAUUCCAGGGCAAUAUAGUCUAAACAAUAAAAUCUGACAACCAAAAUCUAACCAACAGGAACAGGAACAGGAACACAAGUGCAAGGUGCAAAAAAUGAGUACCAUAAGCGGCACCAGUUGCUUCUCUUCAGUGUUCCAAAGCCCACCUGAAACUGAGCUUUUGUCUUCAAAGAAGAAAUCUAGAUUCAAUUUCAUGCUUCCCAAGAAGCCCUGUGAAAUGGGUAGUAGUAGAAUUUUCUGUAAGUUAUCUGAGACUGAGCGUGGAAUUGGUGAAAACCCCACAAUUAGUAAACUGUCUGCCAGGUCCAAGAACAGGAUGGAAGAGUAUAACACAGCCAUGAAGAGAAUGAUGAGGAAUCCAUAUGAGUAUCAUCAUGAUCUUGGCAUGAACUACACGCUGAUAACAGACAAUUUGAUUGUGGGCUCGCAGCCCCAGAAACCUGAAGAUGUAGAUCAUCUGAAACAAGAAGAGAAUGUGGCCUAUAUUCUGAACUUGCAGCAGGACAAGGACAUCGAGUAUUGGGGAAUUGACUUGCAGUCUAUAAUAAAAAGAUGUCGACAACUGGGAAUUCGUCAUAUGAGAAGGCCUGCAAGAGACUUUGACCCAGAUUCCUUAAGAAAUGAAUUACCCAAAGCUGUUUCUUCAUUGGAAUGGGCCAUCUCUGAGGGGAAAGGAAAGGUGUAUGUUCAUUGCACAGCUGGCUUAGGAAGAGCUCCUGCAGUGGCUAUAGCCUAUAUGUUCUGGUUCCGCGGCACGAAUCUAAAUACGGCAUAUGAUGCACUGACUUCAAAAAGAUCUUGUGGACCCAAUAAAAAGGCCAUACGUGGAGCCACCUAUGAUCUGGCUAAGAAUGAUCCAUGGAAGGAGCCCUUUGAAAGUCUUCCUGAACAUGCCUUUGAGGGAAUAGCAGAUUGGGAGAGGAAGUUGAUUCAAGACCGUGUCCGUUCCCUCCGGGGAACCUGAUUAUCUUGGUUUGCAACUGUUACCUUAAAGCCAAUUCACCUGAUUAUCUUGGUUUGCAACUGUUACCUUAAAGCCAAUUCGAAAUUGCAAGGCAGCCAAAACCAAAAUUUUGAGCAUUGCUUGUGGCAUGUUGAAGCUGAUCUCUCCGAGGAAUAUUUUCCUGACUGCAAAUUACUCGGAUAUGAUUUGAUUUUC